UCUGACGUCAUUUCCGUCAAUUUCAACAUCGCGCCGCCGGUAGCUUAUAAACAGCCUCCUCUGCACGCUUUGUCGGUAGUCUUUGUCCGUCUUCUUUGUUGGUGAAGGUUGAACAGCGCCAUGGGUGAUAAGAUGGACAUGUCUCUGGACGACAUUAUCAAGAUGAGCAAGAAAGGAGGCGGAGGUGGAGGUGGAGGCCGCGGGAGAGGAACGUUCGCCCGGGCUGGAGGCUCAGGUCGAGGCGGCGGGCCGUCGAGGCCGGCGCGGGGCCGACAGAGCAACUUCAACCGAAACAACAGAUCCACGCCGUACACGAGGCCCAGAGAGUUGCCUGAUAAAUGGCAGCACGAUAUGUUUGAGGAGCAUGUUGGUGGACGUGCUGGAAACAGUGGUGGAAACGGCGGAGGAAACAGUGGUGGAAAUGGCGGAGGAAACGGCAGCAAGCUGCUGAUUUCCAAUCUGGACUUUGGUGUCUCUGAUUCUGAUAUCAGGGAGCUGUUUGCUGAGUUCGGAGCGUUGAAGAAGGCAUCUAUACACUAUGAUCGGUCUGGUCGCAGUAAAGGAACUGCAGACGUCCACUUUGUAAAUAAGGCAGAUGCACUGAAAGCCAUGAAGCACUAUAACGGCGUACCGCUUGAUGGCCGCCCUAUGAAAAUCCAACAAGCCACUUCAGAAUUCGACACACAGAACACACAGAAUACACAAGGCUCAAACAAAGGUUUUGAUCGGACUAGGCUCGGUCAGCCCAGGGUUGAAAGGCGGCGAGGAGGAGGUGGUGGUGGAGGCGGCGGUGGUGGUGGAGGUGGAGGUUUUAGAGGCCGUGGGAGGGGAGGAGGAAACAGACCCCAGCUUUCUGCAGAGGAACUUGAUGCCCAGUUGGAUGCCUAUAAUGCUGAGUGUAAGAUGGACACCAGUUAAAAGGACUCUGAUGGGAUGAUGCUCCCGUUUCUUUUAUCAUUUUUUUUAUUUUGGCUAAUCAGAUGUGAUGGAUCAGACCCUUGUGUUUUAAAGACAUUUUGUAUGGACCAUUUUUUUGUUUUGGGUGUUAUUUUCAAAUUUUCUCUUUUUAUAACCAUAAAACCAUGUUAUCAGGAUUCAGGAACUGUUGUUGCCUUAAACCUGUAAUGAGAAUCUUUGUUCUCUUUUUUUUUUUUUUGUAUAAACAUGGUUGAAUGACAGACUUCUGAAUGUAAAUUUAAAAACAAAAAAAGUUGCAUUUUAAUGUACACUGGUUCUGUCACUCAGUACUGUAUAUUUGACACAUGGACACGUUCAAAGGAUUUUGUACAUAAAUUCAUGAUAUUGAGUCAUCUUUAGAAAAA
Haplochromis burtoni (Burton's mouthbrooder) is the source of this 1322-nucleotide messenger RNA. RefSeq names its product THO complex subunit 4. Gene Ontology annotation, molecular function: mRNA binding. The record is from RefSeq and is a predicted model, not a curated record. Gene Ontology annotation, cellular component: nucleus. Bases 121 to 918 code for a protein of 265 amino acids. Gene Ontology annotation, biological process: mRNA export from nucleus. The transcript is spliced from 6 exons. Lineage: Eukaryota; Metazoa; Chordata; Actinopteri; Cichliformes; Cichlidae.